GGGACACUUAGCUCCAUGCAUAGCAGGCAUCAUUACCACAGGCUCUUCAGGAGCAUGCACCUGGCUUUCUGCAGGACCUCGAGGGAUUCAGCUGUCCACACCCGUUCGCAUAAUAGAUACGAUCACAGAUAUCGUUUCUGUCCAGGAGGGCUUGGAUCUCCUCUGGCAUCUCCUCUGACCUCUGCAGAGCACGGACUCCUCAUCAUGAUGCUACAGGACUGCCCGAAGGCCCGCAGGGAGGUGGAGCUGCACUGGCGGGCCUCUCAGUGCCCCCACAUCGUGCGCAUAGUAGAUGUCUACGAGAACCUGUAUGCGGGGAGGAAGUGCCUGCUGAUUGUCAUGGAGUGUUUGGAUGGUGGAGAGCUCUUCAGCCGAAUCCAGGACCGAGGAGACCAGGCAUUCACAGAAAGAGAAGCAUCGGAAAUCAUGAAGAGCAUCGGCGAGGCCAUCCAGUAUUUGCACUCAAUCGACAUCGCCCACCGGGACGUCAAGCCGGAGAAUCUCUUAUACACCUCCAAAAGGCCCAACGCUAUUCUGAAACUCACUGAUUUUGGCUUUGCCAAGGAAACCACCAGUCACAACUCUCUGACCACUCCUUGCUACACACCAUACUAUGUGGCUCCGGAAGUGCUGGGUCCAGAGAAGUAUGACAAGUCCUGUGACAUGUGGUCGCUGGGCGUCAUCAUGUACAUCCUGCUGUGUGGCUAUCCCCCCUUUUAUUCCAACCAUGGCCUCGCCAUCUCUCCGGGCAUGAAGACCCGCAUCCGAAUGGGCCAAUAUGAGUUUCCCAACCCAGAGUGGUCAGAAGUAUCAGAGGAAGUGAAAAUGCUUAUCCGGAACCUGCUGAAAACGGAGCCCACUCAAAGAAUGUCCAUCACGGAGUUCAUGAACCACCCCUGGAUCAUGCAAUCCACGAAGGUCCCCCAGACCCCACUGCACACCAGCCGGGUCUUGAAAGAAGACAAGGAGCGGUGGGAAGAUGUCAAGGAGGAGAUGACCAGUGCCUUGGCCACCAUGCGCGUCGACUACGAGCAGAUCAAGAUAAAGAAGAUCGAAGACGCAUCCAACCCUCUGCUUCUGAAGAGGCGGAAGAAAGCUCGGGCCCUGGAGGCUGCGGCCCUUGCCCACUGAGCCCCUGGGCCCCCCUGGAGGACAAGCAAUAACUCGAAGUGAAUAUAUUUUUUAAAUGAAGAGAUACAGACUGUCCACUUCCGCCUCCUCUCCUCCUGAGCUGCGUGGAGCCUGGAACUGGUGGCUGAAUUCUGCCUUUGGUUCUGGCCGCCCUGGAGAGGAAGGGGCUGGGAGGCUGGGGAGACGGGAGCAAGGUGCUCUCGAACCUGUGCUCAUUUUGCAAUUUUAUCAGUAAUUUGACUUAGAGUUUUUACAAAAUCUUUUAUUUUCCUUUGCCCCGCUCCUCUCCUCUCCACUGGACCCCUUUCCCUCUGGUACUGCAUAGGUCUGGCGGGGGGACCCAAGGGUGUGUGUGGAAGCUGCUGUAGGAGCGUCCCUGUGUCCACCUGCCUCCCUGUUUCCCAC
Messenger RNA from Fukomys damarensis (Damara mole-rat), 1536 nucleotides. RefSeq names its product MAPK activated protein kinase 2 (gene Mapkapk2). Gene Ontology annotation, cellular component: cytoplasm; nucleus. Gene Ontology annotation, biological process: peptidyl-serine phosphorylation; vascular endothelial growth factor receptor signaling pathway; intracellular signal transduction. The record is from RefSeq and is a predicted model, not a curated record. The coding region runs from base 16 to 1131 and encodes 371 amino acids. The transcript is spliced from 11 exons. NCBI's taxonomy places the organism in Eukaryota, Metazoa, Chordata, Mammalia, Rodentia, Bathyergidae. Gene Ontology annotation, molecular function: calmodulin binding; ATP binding; calcium/calmodulin-dependent protein kinase activity.